Messenger RNA from Marmota monax (woodchuck), 3621 nucleotides. Its product is annotated as guanine nucleotide-binding protein-like 3-like protein. Lineage: Eukaryota; Metazoa; Chordata; Mammalia; Rodentia; Sciuridae. The transcript has a single exon. Gene Ontology annotation, cellular component: nucleolus. Bases 153 to 1883 code for a protein of 576 amino acids. Gene Ontology annotation, molecular function: GTP binding. The record is from RefSeq and is a predicted model, not a curated record.
AGGCUGAGAUCCGGAAGUCGGAACCUAGCCGUACAGCGCAUGUCCUCCGUCCUGGUGGUUGUUCUACCCUCUCCUCUGUGAUCCCCGCCGGAAGUGUAGGAAAAAAGUGGACAUAUUUGGAAUUACCCAUUUUUAAGCUGGACUGAUACAUCAUGAUGAAGCACAGACACAAAAAUAAAAAGCCAGGUAAAGGUUCCAAAGGCUGUAAGAAGCCUAUAAAGCAAAAUGGAAAGAAAGCAACUUCAAAAGUGCCCUCCGCUCCCCAGUUUGUUCAUUGCAAUGAUCAUGCCAGCCGGGAGGCAGAAUUAAAGAAGAAGAGGGUUGAGGAGAUGAGGGAGAAGCAGCAGGCUGCCCGGGAGCAAGAGAGACACAGACGCAGGACCAUUGAGAGCUACUGUCAGGAUGUCCUGAGACGCCAGGAGGAGUUUGAACGCAAGGAGGAGGUUUUGCAGGAAUUAAAUAUGUUUCCUCAGCUGGAUGAUGAGGCUACAAGGAAGGCUUAUUACAAGGAGUUCCGUAAGGUAGUACAAUACUCUGAUGUGAUUCUGGAAGUCCUGGAUGCCAGAGACCCAUUGGGGUGUCGGUGUUUCCAAAUGGAGGAGGCUGUUUUGCGGGCAGAGGGCAACAAGAAGCUGGUCCUGGUCUUGAACAAGAUUGACUUGGUUCCUAAGGAGAUUGUGGAGAAGUGGUUGGAUUACCUUCGUAAUGAGCUGCCAACUGUGGCUUUUAAGGCCAGCACUCAACAUCAGGUCAAAAACCUGAAUCGGUGUAAUGUGCCAGUGGAUCAAGCCCCUGAAUCGCUGCUAAAAAGCAAAGCUUGCUUUGGAGCUGAAAAUCUCAUGAGGGUUCUGGGAAACUAUUGCCGCCUGGGUGAAGUACGCACCCACAUCCGUGUGGGUGUCGUGGGCCUUCCCAAUGUUGGGAAGAGCAGCCUGAUCAAUAGCCUGAAGCGCAGCCGUGCAUGCAGUGUGGGAGCCGUUCCUGGGGUUACCAAAUUCAUGCAGGAGGUCUACCUAGACAAGUUCAUCAGGCUGCUGGAUGCUCCAGGCAUUGUCCCAGGACCCAACUCCGAGGUGGGCACUAUUUUGCGUAACUGCAUCCAUGUGCAGAAGCUGGCAGAUCCUGUGACCCCAGUGGAGACCAUUUUACAGCACUGCAACCUGGAAGAGAUUUCCAACUACUAUGGAGUUUCUGGGUUCCAGACCACCGAGCACUUUCUGACUGCAGUGGCCCACCGCUUGGGAAAGAAGAAGAAGGGAGGCUUAUACAGUCAGGAGCAGGCUGCUAAAGCUGUCCUAGCUGACUGGGUGAGUGGAAAGAUCAGCUUCUAUACACCACCACCACCCACCCACACUCUACCAGCCCACUUGAGUGCUGAGAUUGUUAAGGAAAUGACUGAGGUCUUUGACAUUGAAGAUACUGAGCAGGCCAAUGAAGACACCAUGGAAUGCUUGGCCACCGGAGAAUCAGAUGAGCUGUUGGGUGACACAGACCCGCUCGAAAUGGAGAUUAAGUGGCUUCAUUCUCCGAUGGUGAAAAUAGCAGAUGCCAUUGAAAAUAAAACCACCGUAUAUAAGAUUGGAGACCUCACUGGGUAUUGCACCAAUCCAAACCGUCAUCAGAUGGGGUGGGCUAAACGCAAUGUGGACUACCCCCUUCCCAAGAACAACAGUGUGGUGGAUGUUAGCCCAGUCGACCGCCGUCCGAUGCUGCAGAGGAUCAUGGAGACAGAUCCCUUGCAACAGGGUCAGGCUUUGGCAUCAGCCUUGAAAAAUAAGAAGAAGAUGCAGAAGCGUACAGAUAAAAUCGCCAGCAAGCUGUCUGAUUCCAUGAUGUCUGUUCUCGACCUCUCGGGCAACGGUGAUGACAGUGCUGGUGACUGAUCAGUUGAUCCCACUCCCCUCCCCCUCCAAGCACUGGUUCCUAUAGGAUGGGGGAGUACAAAUGGAGUUUGGUUCUCUCGGAAGUACCUAUAUAUAUAAAAAAACUUCCCAUGCUGUGUGUCCCCUCCCCAUACUGUUCCCUCCAUUCUCUCUAGAGAGGUUGGAGUUGCCAAAUCCAGUGAACUUUACUUAAUCCCUGCUGUGUUUUAUAAGAGAAAAUAUCAGCAGAGCCCAGGUGCUAACAAUUUAUCCCUCACUCUUAAUCCUAGGAUCCCACCCCGUAGGUUGAGCUGAUAUUAAGGAUGACCUCCCACAAGCCCUCUUAGACGGCUGAAUGUACAAAUAAAGGCUAGACUGUUAGUAGACCUAGAGCCCCUGCAGGGAAGAUGAUUUGUUUACCAUUCAAUGAGAGGUAUCACCACCAAGGUAUCCCUAUAAUGGGCUUCUGGCCAUGCAUCUUUCUUCCAAGUUCAUAGGUCCUCACUUGGGUGGCAGUGGGGACAGGGGAAUAGUGAUGAGCCUUUUUAUAUCUGUGCAAGGGUCUGGAGAUAGGAUAAAGGGAAGAAGAAAACAAAUAAGCCUGGCUGGUGUUAAAGUGUGUUAGAGACUAUAUUGUAGGAGGAGAAAACAAGGUACCUGUUGGUAGGGCAGCUGGGUGCUUUAGGGACAAGUCCCAUCUUGGCAUAUGUGAGAAUUGGAGAAAUUCCAUUAACUGAAGUGCUCUGGCUGAUCCCUGCCCUUGUGUGACCUUAUCCAGCAUCAGCAUUUGAAUUCCAUAAUUCUGGAGAGUUCUGAUACCAGUUAUUCAGAGUGUGUCCUUGAGAGAGUUGCUGUAUUUGGGACUGCACCAGCUAUCUUCUUUCCCAGUGGCUGGAACCUACCCAUUAAAAUAUAAUUAACUAUCACCUCUUGGAGGGCCUACCCUACUCAGACAAGGGCAUCAGGCCCAAGCACUACUAGGGGCCUGGCUUAGUCAGCUUGCUGUCACUAUUGUAAAAUACUUGAGAUAUCAGUUUAUAAGGAGAAAAGGCUUAUUUUGACUUAAAGUUUUAAAAGUUCCAGUCCAUGAUUGAUUGGCUCUAUUGCUUUGGCUUUCUGGUGAGAUAGCAUAGAUAAGCUGGUACAUGUGGUGACCAAAACCUUUCAUCUUAUGGCCAGGAAGCAAAAAAAGGAAAAAAAAAAAAAAUAGUGGGAGUGCCUGAAGUCCCACAAUCCCUUUCAAUAUCCCAAUGAUUUAAGGAUCUCCCACCAGGCCCCACCUCCUAAAAGUUUUACUUUACCCUGAGAUCAAGUCUUUUAACAUAUGGGCCUUUGGGAUACAUUCAGGAUCCAAGUUAUAACAAGCUCUUGUAAAGGGACUGGGAUAGAAGAUUACAACUGAAACAAUCUCAUUUUACUAGGAAUUUUUGUUUCUUGUACAAAAUUUCAGUUCCUAGCCAUUUAUCCAGAGUUGAUAUAUUUGUAAGGAGUGGGCAUUACAUUACUUCAGUCUUUGCUACCUACACUAAACUUCCAUACCAUCCUUUGACCAUGAAUAUAUACCCUUUAGUCUUGCUCUUGCCUCUGCCUCUCAGGCUGGCACCCAAAGUUUACCUAACCAGAUCCUAAGAAUGGAAUCAGGUGACACAGGAGAAAGCUUCUGACUAUAGGCUCUUCUGUCUGGAAAGUGCGGACUUCUACUGUAUUCAGGCACAGCCAAAGGAAGGAGUUAGUUACUAACUGUGCACAAACUGCAACA